AUGGGGGCAGGAAGACAGGUCAGACUCCUGCUGUGGAAGAACUGGACAAUCCGCAGGAGGCAGAGGGUGCGUUUCUUCAUGGAGAUCAUGUGGCCUGUUAUGCUGUUCAUGGGACUAGUUUGGCUAAGAAAAGUGAAUCCACUCUACCGUCAACAUGAAUGCCACUUCCCCAACAAGGCCAUGCCCUCCACAGGGGUCCUGCCAUGGAUCCAGGGAAUCCUCUGUAAUGCCAACAACCCUUGUUUUCAAUACCCCACUCGUGGUGAAUCUCCUGGCCUGGUGUCCAACUACAACAACUCCAUAUUGGCUCGGUUCUACACAGAUGCCCAGGAGCUUCUUUUUAGUGACUCAGAGAAUCUGCCGUUUGGUCGUCUCUGGAGGGAACUGAAUGCCAUGAGUAACUUCAUGGACACCUUGCGCACCCAUCCUGAACAGGUCUCAGGUCGAGGAGUAAAGGUGGAGACUAUCCUGAAGGAUGAUGAGAUACUGACAUCAUACCUGCUGAGAGAUGUACCUUUGACAGAGUCUGUGGUGAAUCAUCUCGUCAAUGCUCAGAUCAGGCCUGAACAGUUUGCCUUUGGGGUUCCAGCCUUGCAUUUAAAGGACAUUGCCUGCAGCCUUAACCUGCUGGAGCGAUUCCUCAUCUUCCCAAGCCGCCGAGGGCUCUAUGCUGUCCACAAUGCCAUGUGCAUCCUUACCCCACAACGUCUGCAGAUCAUUGAGGACAAAUUGUAUGCCAACGUCGACUUUUUCAAGCUCUUCCGGCUGCUCCCUCGUGUGCUGGAUAAUUACUCUGAUGGCAUUAACAUUCACCUCUGGGUACGGGUCGUCUCUGACGCCACGGACAAACUGCGAGAGCUGCACCAGAGGAAUAGUUCCAGGGAGCUGCUCCAGGUCAUGACUCCUCUCUUCCAGAACAAUCCGUCCUUCAGGCAGGUGAUGGCCGCUGCCUCCAGCCUGGUAUGUGGCUACACUGAGGGCGCUUUCUCCAGAGUCACCUCCUUUAACUGGUAUGAGGACAAUAACUACAAAGCCUUCCUGGGCAUCAGCAGCGGCAGGGCACGGGGCCACUACACAUAUGACAACAGCACCACUCCUUUCUGCAAUGAUCUGAUGAAAGAACUGGAGUCCAACCCUGCCACCAGGAUUGUGUGGAACUCUGUCAAACCCAUGCUAAUGGGUCAGAUCCUCUACGCGCCUGACUCGCCGGCUGUCAGGCAGAUCAUACGAAAUGCAAACACUACAUUUGAGGAGCUGGAGAGGCUAAGGACGAUGGGGAAGGCCUGGGAGGAAGUGGCACCUCAGAUCUGGGCUUUUUUCCAAGACGGAGUUCAAGUCAGGAUGAUCCGGGACACCAUCCGCAAUCCAGCGGUGAUGGAUUUCAUUGACAGGACUCUAGAGGAGGCGCCGUUCUCCUCCAAACACAUCCUCAAUUUCCUGCACAACGGCCCACCGGAGGAACGUCCAGCCGACAUGCCUGAUUUUGACUGGCGAGACAUCUUCAACCUCACUGACCGGGUCAUUCGGAUGCUCAACCAAUAUGGGGACUGUGUGAUCCUGGAUAAGUUUGUGGCUGUGCCUGACGAGGACACCAUCACUCAUCGCGCCUUGGAACUGAUGGAGGACAGCAAAUUCUGGGCGGGCCUUGUUUUUGUAAAUAUGUACCCUUGGACCACCAAUGUCCCGCCUCAUGUUAAGUUCAAGAUCCGCAUGGAUAUUGAUGCAGUGGAGCGCACCAAUAAGGUCAAAGACAGGUAUUGGGACCCUGGCCCCAGAGCCGAUCCUAUGGAUGACCUUCGCUAUGUUUGGGGUGGCUUUGCUUACCUCCAGGACAUAAUAGAGCAUGGGAUCAUCAAGACUCACACUGGAAAGGAGUGGCCACUGGGUGUUUACCUACAGCAGAUGCCCUACCCUUGUUAUGUGGAUGAUCUCUUCAUGCUGACACUGAACCGCUGUUUCCCCAUCUUCAUGGUACUGGCCUGGGUCUACUCUGUGUCCAUGAUAGUCAAGAGUAUUGUCCUGGAGAAGGAACUCCGCCUGAAGGAGACCCUGAAGGCCACAGGGGUCACCAACGGCGUCAUCUGGUCCACCUGGUUUAUUGACAGCUUCCUCAUGAUGGGCACUAGCACUGCUCUCCUCACUGCCAUCAUUAUGGGAGGAAGGGUGCUGAACUACAGCAACGCUGUCAUCCUCUUCCUCUUUUUGCUCACCUUCACUACGGCUACCAUCAUGCAAUGCUUCCUCCUCAGUGUCUUCUUCAACCAGGCCAACCUGGCAGCGGCCUGCUGCGGCAUCAUUUACUUCACCCUCUACCUCCCGCACAUCUUCUGCUUUGCCUGGCAAGACCGCAUCACCAAGGACAUGAAGAUCCUGGGGAGUCUGCUGUCCCAAGUGGCUUUUGGCUUCGGGACGGAGUACCUGUCACGGUACGAAGAGCAGGGCCAGGGUCUGCAGUGGGACAACAUCCAGACAAGCCCUCUGGAGGGGGACGAGUUCUCCUUCCUCACCUCCAUUUGCAUGAUGGGCCUAGACACUAUACUGUAUGCUGUGCUGGCAUGGUACCUCGACAAUGUCUUUCCUGGACAGUAUGGAAUUAGUCGACCAUUUUACUUCCCCUUCCUGCCCUGUUAUUGGCUCAACAGUGUGGCUCCAGCUUCAGGUAGGUUAGAUUUGGAUAAAAAAGGCUUUGAUAACCUGGCAAACAAAGAGCAAGGAGAGCAGCAGAACAAAGAGGAGGAGGAAAACCAAGACCAGGAGAAACCCAAGACUCUGGAAGAGACAGCCUCGUGUGAACACCGCGAUCAGCGUGAGAGGCUGGAGAAGGGGAGUCAGCCAUUCUUUGAAGCAGAGCCAGCUGAUCUGGUGAAGGGUGUUUGUAUCCAGGACCUGGUCAAGGUGUUUGGCGGUAGCCCCACACCAGCUGUGGAUGGCCUUAGCAUCAGCUUUUAUGAGAGCCAGAUUACUGCCUUUCUGGGCCAGAAUGGGGCAGGGAAGACCACCACAAUGUCCAUCUUGACUGGUAUGUUCCCUCCCACGUCAGGGACGGCCACCAUCUAUGGCAAGGACAUCCGCACAGACAUGGACACCAUCCGUCUGUCUCUGGGGAUGUGUCCUCAACACAACAUUCUCUUUCAACAUAUGACUGUUGCAGAGCAUAUUCUCUUCUACUCGCUGCUGAAAGGCCGUCCAAUAGCGGAGGCUGAGGAGGAGGUGGAGAACAUGCUGCAGGAUCUGGGUCUUCCCCACAAGAGAGACGAAAUGACCCAGAACCUCUCAGGGGGCAUGCAGAGGAAGUUAUCAGUUGCUUUGGCGUUUGUUGGUGGGGCUAAGGUUGUGAUCCUGGAUGAGCCCACUUCCGGGGUGGACCCUUACUCCAGACGCUCCAUCUGGGACCUGCUGCUCAAAUACCGUGCAGGGCGCACUGUGAUCAUGUCCACCCACCACAUGGAUGAGGCCGACCUGCUGAGUGACAGGGUGGCUAUCAUCUCUCAGGGCCGCCUGUACUGCUGUGGUUCCCCCAUCUUCCUCAAGAACUGUUUUGGCGCUGGAUUCUACCUGACUCUUGUACGACGAAUGAAACAUGACACUCCAAAGGUGGGAACUUAAGAAAAUAGAGCCUUCUGUAUGUUUGUAGGCUUUAAAUAGUAAUGAUCCCUCUGUGAUUUGUAUGUAAAUGACCAGACCCCAGACAGACAGAUGGAUGGUAACAUGGAGGCCAUCACAGCCCUGGUCCAUCAUCAUGUGCCACAGGCUCGUCUCAUCGAGGCCAUAGGCCAGGAGCUGACAUAUCUGCUGCCCAACCGUAACUUCCAGCCCAGGGCCUACGCUAGCCUCUUUAGAGAGCUGGAGGAAACCCUGGUGGACAUUGGCCUCAGCAGCUUCGGGGUUUCUGACACAUCGCUGGAGGAGAUCUUCCUAAAGGUCACUGCUGAUGGGAAUGCAACCAACAGGAAAUGUAUACAAGAGACAGAUGGGGCCUUGCACACCAAUGGCCAGGGCCUGUGUGAUGACCCAGAAGGCAGUGCCGGCAGGGGAUCGUACCAGGUCAGAGGCCUGUGUCUGAUCAUCAAGCAGUUCUUCGCUCUGCUGAUCAAGAGGUUGCAUCACGCCACACGCUCCUACAAAGACUUCCUCGCCCAGAUUGUGCUGCCAGCAAGUUUUGUUUUCCUGGCACUGACAUUCACUCUGAUUGUUCCACCCUUCGGAGAGUAUCCAAGUCUGACUCUCAGUCCCUGGAUGUAUGGGAGACAGUACACCUUCUUCAGUAAUGAACGCCCUAUGGAUGCUCAGAUGAGAUACUUUGGUGAAGUGUUGCUGGACAAGCCUGGCUUUGGGACACGCUGCAUGGUGGAUGAACCACUAGAAGAUUUCCCAUGUAACAACAUCACCACAGAGUGGGAGAUGCCCCUGGUUAACCCAGUCCUGAUAGAAAUGCUGGCUGGCCCAGAAUGGACCUCCCUCAGACCGUCUCCAGACUGUCAGUGCAGCACACCCAGGAAACUCACCAUGCUCCCUGUGUGUCCUGAGGGGGCUGGAGGUCUGCCACCUCCACAGAGGAUCCAGUCAACAGGAGAUGUUCUCAUGGACCUAACAGGCAGGAACAUCUCAGACUACCUGGUGAAGACCUACCCCACCCUCAUCAGAACCAGCUUGAAGAGCAAAUAUUGGGUGAACGAACAAAGGUAUGGAGGUAUAUCAGUGGGAGGGCAGCUUCCUGUUUUAGUGCUGCAGCCAAGGACUAUCCAGGAUGUAGCAGCACAGCUGGGGCGACUGCUCAAUGUUACUGGGGGCAAACACUCCAAACAAACGCUGAAGGACAUAGGGACGUUCCUCAGGUACAUGGAGACUGAAAACAAUGUGAAGGUCUGGUACAACAAUAAGGGCUGGCAUGCCAUGGUUUCUUUCAUGAACGUGGCCAACAAUGCUAUCCUUCGUGCAAACUUGCCCAAAGGAGCAAACCUGGAUGAAUAUGGAAUCACUGCUAUCAAUCAUCCUCUGAACCUCACCAAAGAACAGCUCUCUGAGAUCACUGUCCUGACCACCUCAGUGGAUGCAUUGGUGGCCAUCUGUGUCAUCUUUGCCAUGUCCUUCGUUCCAGCCAGUUUCGUCCUCUAUCUAAUCCAGGAGAGGGUCACUCAGGCCAAACACCUGCAGUUUGUCAGUGGUGUCAGUCCGUUUGUCUACUGGACGGCCAACUUUCUCUGGGACAUGCUGAAUUACUCCAUCAGUGCAGCAAUGGUGGUGGAAAUUUUCAUCUUUUUUGAUAAGAAGUGCUACACCUCGCCAACCAACCUGCAACCACUUAUCAGCCUGCUAAUGCUCUAUGGUUGGUCUGUGACACCCAUGAUGUACCCAAUGUCCUUUAUAUUCAGUGUCCCCAGCACAGCCUACGUCUCUUUGUCAUGUAUCAACCUCUUCAUUGGCAUCAACAGCAGUGCCAUCACUUUCAUCCUGGACCUUUUUGAGAGCUCCACAGCUCUGUACAAACUCAACCAGCUGUUAAAGGCCAUACUGCUCAUCUUCCCCCAUUACUGCCUUGGCCGAGGUCUCAUAGACAUGGCCAUGAACCAGGCUGUGACUGAUAUUUACGCUCGCUUUGGUGAGGACUACAGUCCAGACCCCUACCGCUGGGAUUUUAUUGGGAAAAACCUAUUCUUCAUGGCUUUUGAGGGAUAUGUCUAUUUCAUCCUUAACAUUCUCUUCCAGUAUCGCUUCUUCUUGGAUCACUGGAUAUCAGAUUGCCCAAAGCCUCAUAUUUUGGAUGAAGAUGUAGAUGUGGCAGAGGAAAGAGAGCGGAUCUAUAGGAGUGAGAAAACAAAUGACAUUUUACGCAUACGAGACUUGUCUAAGACGUACACGGGAACAAUCCUCCCUGCAGUGGACCGAAUGUGUGUUGGAGUCUCACCUGGAGAGUGCUUUGGUCUGUUGGGGGUCAAUGGAGCAGGGAAGACCACAACGUUUAAGAUGUUGACUGGAGACACUGAAGUCACCUCAGGACAGGCCUCAGUUGCUGGUCACAGUGUUUUGACCAACAUCCUGGAUGUCCACCAGAACAUGGGAUACUGCCCACAGUUUGAUGCCAUAGAUGAGCUGCUGACAGGUAGAGAACAUCUACACCUCUAUGCCCGCCUCCGUGGAGUUCCAGAGGCUGAGAUCAGCAGGGUUGCAGAGUGGGCAAUCCACAAGCUGGGUCUGUCCGAGGACGCAGGUCGAAGUGCUGGGACCUACAGCGGAGGUAACAGGAGGAAACUCUCCACAGCCAUUGCCAUGAUAGGCUGCCCUGCAUUGGUGCUGCUGGAUGAGCCCACUACAGGUAUGGAUCCUCUCUCCAGACGCUUCCUGUGGAACUCCAUCAUGAGUGUUAUUCAGGACAGACGAGCUGUGGUCCUCACUUCACACAGUAUGGAGGAAUGUGAGGCAUUGUGUACCCGCUUAGCAAUUAUGGUUAAUGGAUCCUUUAAGUGUUUGGGAACUAUUCAGCAUCUCAAAUACAAGUACGGCGAUGGUUACGUGGUGACCAUGAAGAUCAGGGCAGCUAAGCCUGGUUGUGCGCCAGACUUGAACCCAGCCGAAGCAUUCAUGGAGAGCACCUUCCCUGGCUGCAUCCAGAGAGAGAAACACUACAACACUCUACAGUACAAGAUCUCCUCCUCCUCCCUGGCUAGGAUCUUUCAAAUGGUCCUGGCUAACAAAGACAAGCUCAACAUAGAGGACUACUCAGUGUCGCAGACCACUCUUGAUCAGGUUUUUGUGAAUUUCGCCAAGCAACAGUCAAGGGAGGAUGAUGCCAUUGUGCUGCACCCAAAAGCUGCUGGGGCACAGCGAUAUAUUGAUACCACACCCUUCACGUCUUUGGGGAAGAAGUGAACUUACCUCAAUGAGCUCAGCUGGAAUAGUUAUUUGGCUUCCAUUUCAGGGGUCGCCAUAUUUAAAAGAAUGCGGCCUGUGGAUGUCUGUGUGCUCCGGAGGCCUAAAAGCUUGAACCUCCUCUUCACAUGAGACAGUCUACAGAAGAUAGUGUCAUCAUGACGUCCCGUCCCUAGCCUCGUAGAGACAAGUGACUAGUGCAUGAUCAGUUUUGGGGUACUAAAAACACAGUGGAUGAACAGGUUAUGUCCUCCAAAACUGAGCAAAGUUGUUGAGUGCUUGUUGAUCCAUUGUGUGGUGAAAUGCAGUCUAUGAAGGAGGCAGCCGCUUUAAUGGGACUUGACAUUUGUCCUGUUUGACUGAUGAUUUGAUAUGUGGCAAUACUGCAGAUGCUCUACUUCGCUUUUUCUUAAACAGGGUUAGUGGGCUUUGAAUUCUGAAAGUGUGGAGCAUUUAUGUGCCUGCUGUAUGUUCCACGUUCUGCUCACCUUGUAGGCCUUGAAACAGAGCUUUAGAUUUAAGGACCAUGACUUUGAUUGAUGAUAUGUCAGAGAAGUUCAAUAUCAGGUUGCUAUGUGAGCUUGAUGAGAAUUGAGAAGAAAGCAUAGGCCCUGUGUAUUUUUUGCUUCAGAUGCCAAGCAAGUCUUUUUUUUGCCUUCUUUAGAUUUAUGAAAUGAACACUCAGAGAAGCCUAGUCUUAGCACUUUAUUGAUGCAGCUUUAAUUGAAGCAUCACAAUUUUUACCAAGAUGUUUGGCAAUCUGCUAAACAAAUCUGCUAGUGCAAUACAGCUGAUUAUUUUUUACAAAAUCUUGCUGCUAUGAAAUUAAUUUCGAUACAGUGUAAUAUUUUUAUGCCACCAAUGUCUCUUCAAUCUUUGCCCUUCAUCAUAAACAGUAUAUGUAAACUGUCUACAUUCCACCAGCACCUGGUGUCAUUAGAGAAAGCUUAAACAGUGUCACAAAAGUUUCUGA
Messenger RNA from Morone saxatilis (striped sea-bass), 7840 nucleotides. RefSeq names its product ATP-binding cassette, sub-family A (ABC1), member 4a (gene abca4a). Gene Ontology annotation, molecular function: lipid carrier activity; ATP hydrolysis activity; ABC-type transporter activity. Gene Ontology annotation, cellular component: membrane; intracellular membrane-bounded organelle. The record is from RefSeq and is a predicted model, not a curated record. The transcript has 50 exons. Lineage: Eukaryota; Metazoa; Chordata; Actinopteri; Moronidae. Gene Ontology annotation, biological process: lipid transport; transmembrane transport.